AUGGCUAGGAGGAACACAAUCUUAUUUGUGGUGGUCCUACAGGUACACACUAUAAUGGCCCUAGUCACUCGUUUAAAGGAAAUUAAAAGCAGAGUUUUGAAUGCUUCUGGAACGGCCGUCAAGGAAGGCAGUUCAAUGAUGUUUAAGUUGGGAUCGCUAGUGGAGACUUUUGCAAACAAUAAGAAGUUAAGUUUAUAGUUUAAUAAAAUUGACACAUUUCAAAGUCCAAAAGGGUUGGCCCUAAACUCAUUAAUAAAUUAUAAAGCAAGCCACGCCUGUUUUUUGGGUGGUUCCCUAGAAUUGCAGAAAAAACUUCAAUCUUGUAUUUUAACAUGAUAAAUUUUCAACAUAAAACCUUUGUAAAUCGAUCAAUUGGUCAUAUGUCAACCUGUCGACUUGUCUUCUUAUCAAUUUGUUAUUGAUAGAAAUAUCAAUAUUAUAGUUCGCUAAACUUUUGUUUUAAGUAUUUCAUUUAAUAUUAUACAGUCUAUUAGAAUAAAGUGUUUCUUGAUUUCAUAUUGGAAAACUUAAAUGCUUUCAGCUCGGACAUCUGAGCACCAGAAAAGCAAAUCCUAGUCAGCAGUAUUUUGGACUGCUUAAAAUAAUGUAAAUAAGCGAAAACUCUAUGAAGUGUUGGUAUGUCGGAUUAAAUUCGCUGUUCUUCUCUAUCAAACAUGCUAUCAGAUUGACUGUGGUUGUGAGUGCACGAUAUGGUUAUCUUUGUUGUGGUUACUGAAGUUCGCCAAAAGUGUGUAGAAAUUGAUAGGUUAAAUGGAAUGCCUGGCUUUGCCCAUGCCAAACUGUAAACUAGUUCGGCAUAUUGUGCGCUUUCGGCUGCACCCGUCUGAUUCCAAGGGAGUGGAGGAGGGGAACAAAUGGGGCAGUUACCGAACCACUUUCAGACCCACACUUGACCAAAUUCCGCUGUUAUUGUCGUCGCCGCCGCCGCCAAAACUCUUUGGCGACUCGUCGCUGGCAAUCAACGGAGCGUUACACAAGCCAAGUCAGCCGCAAUGAGGUCCAACAACAGCCCAACCGCAGUCGUCAGGGCCCAGACGAUGUCUGGCCACAAAGAGCAUAGCGAAAUACAAGUAGUACGAGUGUGGAGAAGCCGAGAGAAAAGACUUGAACGCUUGGCUGCAUUCUGCCUGCUUGUAAUUUGGUGUGUUUGCUCUAACGCUGGUCUCUAUUCCACUCGUCAAGCAACUGCGAUUUUUUUUUAGAUCGAAAACUGCUAUAUUUUAAUGAUAACUGCAAUUGGUUUUCCUUUUAUUAUAAAUCCAAAUAUUGUCAUUAAACCGUAUAUUCGGUCCAAAUUAAUCACAUACAGCUAGCUGCGAUUGCACACCAACUGCAACAUUUAAAAGGGAAGUAGAGACAGCUCACCAGCGAAUUUUUUUUUUUAGCAAUUUUGCUAAUAAUUUUUAAAUUAUUUGUAUGACAUUGUUCGAUACAUACAUUCCUACAUAAUUAUUGGGGUUC
Molecule: messenger RNA, 1482 nt
Organism: Drosophila elegans
Lineage: Eukaryota; Metazoa; Arthropoda; Insecta; Diptera; Drosophilidae
Exons: 2
Coding region: 1-198 (65 amino acids)
Source: RefSeq, a predicted model, not a curated record